GGCAGCGGAGCUGGGGGGGCCGCGGCGGCCGUGCCAGCGAGCGCCCGCGAGCGGGCUCUGCCGCGAGGAUCUCGGGCUGCUUCCCGUCUGCGGUAGCGCUUUGCGCUCGUCAGUUUAACUUUUGUGGAAUCAGGUAGUAUUGCCCUGUGUGCAGAUGCCGUGUUUACGCAUUCUUGAGUUAUUGAGCAUGGGGGCUGUUUGCGGGACUUCGCUAUUAUGAAUUGUACGUCUAUAAACACGGGCUGGAGGUACUCUGCCAGGGUUUAAGACUUUAAAUGGGAAAAAAGGGUAGUUUUUACGAGAAAAUGAGAAUGAAAAAAUCGUCUGUUUUUCAAAAGGGAGACCAUAUUGAAUUUACAUGUUUGAAGACGACAUCAACCUGUCUACAGUUACCCGCAGUUUCUAUGUUCUGUGAUCAUCCGUGAGAUUCCCAGGAACUUCUUAUGUAACAAACGAAAUGAGCCCAGGGCGUGGAAAAUAUGACUUUUACAUUGGUUUAGGAUUGGCUAUGACCUCCAGCAUUUUCAUUGGAGGGAGUUUCAUCUUGAAGAAGAAAGGCCUUCUGCGACUCGCCCGGAAAGGCUCCAUGAGAGCAGGUCAAGGAGGCCAUGCAUAUCUCAAAGAAUGGUUGUGGUGGGCUGGACUGCUGUCAAUGGGAGCCGGUGAGGUGGCCAACUUUGCGGCUUACGCCUUCGCCCCAGCCACACUGGUGACACCCCUGGGAGCCCUUAGCGUCCUUGUAAGUGCCGUUCUUUCUUCAUACUUUCUGAAUGAAAGACUCAAUCUUCAUGGGAAACUUGGGUGUUUGCUCAGUAUUCUGGGAUCUACAGUGAUGGUCAUCCAUGCUCCAAAAGAGGAGGAGAUAGAGACCUUGAACGAAAUGUCUCAUAAACUAGGUGACCCAGGCUUUGUGGUCUUCGCAACACUCGUGGUCAUCGUGGCCUUGAUCCUCAUCUUCGUGGUGGGGCCUCGCCACGGGCAGAGCAGCAUCCUGGUGUACAUCACCAUCUGCUCCGUGAUUGGUGCCUUCUCGGUCUCCUGCGUGAAAGGCCUGGGCAUCGCCAUCAAGGAGCUGCUGGCGGGCAGGCCUGUGCUGCAGCACCCGCUGGCCUGGGUCCUGCUGCUGAGCCUGGUGGUCUGCGUGAGCACUCAGAUCAACUACCUGAACCGGGCGCUGGACAUAUUCAACACGUCCAUCGUGACUCCCAUCUACUACGUGUUCUUCACAACCUCAGUUUUAACCUGCUCAGCAAUUCUGUUCAAGGAGUGGCAGGAUAUGCCCGUGGAUGAUGUCAUCGGAACACUGAGUGGCUUCUUCACAAUCAUUGUGGGGAUAUUCUUGCUGCAUGCCUUUAAAGACGUCAGCUUUAGUCUAGCAAGUCUGCCCAUAUCUUUGCGAAAAGAUGAAAAAGCAGUGAAUGGCAAUCUAUCUAAUAUGUAUGAAGUUCUCAACAAUAACGAAGAAAGUUUGCCGUGUGGAGCUGAACAGCACCCUGGUGAAAAUAUCUCCCGGAGAAAUGGAAGCCUGACAGCUUUUUAAGGAAGAGGUGAUUGAAAGGUUAGUCUGUAGUUAGGCUGCAGCAGUGAUUUAAGUUCCAGAACGUGGCUGAAAAAGCAGUGUCCUCGGCGUUCUCUGAGACAAUCUUCUUUGAGGUUUCACCGAUGUGGACCAAGACGUUACUUUUCCUGUAUUUAAACAGUGGUAGCUUACUAAAAAGACCUUAGUACGUGGCCAGUUUCUAUUAACACCGUGUUACUGCAGAGGUAUUCUGCAUCUUGAUUCUUUCUCCAAAAUCUAAAUGCACUAGUGACAGUUUUACAAAUGCUUUAUUUUUUCAUUGGUGAUGAAGGUCUGAAACGCACAUUUGUCAUCCCCACUCCACACUCUUGAUUGUGAAAAUGAACAGAGUUACCCCAAUACACUAUCUUGUGGUUUACCUUAUCUGUAAAGUUGA
Octodon degus (degu) is the source of this 1955-nucleotide messenger RNA. RefSeq names its product non imprinted in Prader-Willi/Angelman syndrome 2 (gene Nipa2). Gene Ontology annotation, molecular function: magnesium ion transmembrane transporter activity. NCBI's taxonomy places the organism in Eukaryota, Metazoa, Chordata, Mammalia, Rodentia, Octodontidae. The transcript is spliced from 8 exons. Gene Ontology annotation, cellular component: membrane. Gene Ontology annotation, biological process: magnesium ion transport. The record is from RefSeq and is a predicted model, not a curated record. The coding region runs from base 458 to 1540 and encodes 360 amino acids.